Orycteropus afer afer is the source of this 1329-nucleotide messenger RNA. RefSeq names its product stathmin 4 (gene STMN4). Lineage: Eukaryota; Metazoa; Chordata; Mammalia; Tubulidentata; Orycteropodidae. Gene Ontology annotation, cellular component: neuron projection; cytoplasm. Gene Ontology annotation, biological process: microtubule depolymerization; regulation of microtubule polymerization or depolymerization; neuron projection development. Gene Ontology annotation, molecular function: tubulin binding. The record is from RefSeq and is a predicted model, not a curated record.
GAGGACGAGAACAGCUCGCUUCUAACUGGACUGCAGGUUGGUGACAGCUUCUUGAGGUGGUGAGAGACCUGCUUUGUAACUUUCAGCCAGAUUCAGCCACUAGACCCCAAAAAACAUGACCCUAGCCGCUUACAAGGAGAAGAUGAAAGAGCUCCCCCUGGUGUCCUUGUUCUGCUCCUGUUUCUUGGCUGAUCCCUUGAAUAAGUCAUCCUAUAAAUAUGAAGGCUGGUGUGGGAGACAGUGUAGGAGAAAAGAUCAAAGCCAGCGGAAAGACAGUGCUGACUGGAGAGAAAGAAGAGAGCAGGCAGACACAGUGGACCUGAACUGGUGUGUAAUUUCUGACAUGGAAGUCAUUGAGCUGAACAAAUGCACCUCAGGCCAAUCCUUUGAAGUCAUCCUGAAGCCACCCUCCUUUGAUGGAGUACCUGAGUUCAAUGCCUCCCUCCCUCGGCGGCGAGAUCCAUCACUGGAGGAGAUCCAGAAGAAACUAGAAGCAGCUGAGGAGCGACGGAAGUACCAGGAAGCUGAACUCCUGAAGCACCUGGCAGAAAAACGAGAACAUGAGAGGGAAGUGAUCCAAAAAGCCAUUGAGGAAAACAACAACUUCAUCAAAAUGGCUAAGGAAAAACUGGCCCAGAAGAUGGAAUCCAAUAAGGAGAACCGCGAGGCUCACCUUGCUGCUAUGUUGGAACGUCUGCAAGAGAAGGACAAGCACGCAGAGGAAGUGCGGAAAAACAAGGAGCUGAAGGAAGAGGCCUCCAGAUAAAGCCCAGAGGCCAAAGACGUUUCCAGGACAGAGGGACAGCUGCAGCAGCUCUGCAGUCCCCGAGGCAGCCCUGCGCCCGCCGGCUGCUCUCCCAGCACUGGGGUUUGGGGGGAGGGGGAGGGUGGCUCAGGGGCGUUUCCUCUGCUUUUGGUGUUUGUGAAUGUGAAGAAUUGACCAGUGAAGCCAUCCUAUUUGUUUCGGGGGAACAAUGAUGGGGUGGGAGAGGGGAGAGAAGGAGAGAGGUUGGGAAAUGGAGAUGGAGAAGAACUCUUGGACAUUGCAACAAAGUCACGGCCUUUACUUUUCUUCACAUCUCUGCCUGGACAUUGAGCCUCCAGGCGCUAUGUUCAGGGAAGUUGAAAACGGGGGCAGUAGAAGUUCCAGGUGCAGUGCAUAGUCCUGGGUGGAACAGUGGACGCACAAGCCCAGCAGGAGGGGGUGGGUGGGACCUGGAGGCAUUUCCACCCUGGAGCAGGUGGGAUGAGGCGUUGUGAUGCCAGGGUCUGAAUGUGUGUGUUUUAACCAUCCAUUUUUGAUCAUCAUGACAAAUGAAACAUUUACUC